GUUGCUCCACAGUACAUGAUCAUACAGUUGAAAGUUACUUCACAGUUAAAAAGUUGCUGGAUUAUUACACGAGAAACUGCUCGAAAUCGACGGACGGGCAAGGACACUUCGAAAGCGGCUCCUAACAGGGGGUAUCGAAGAAUGGCAUUUCACAUUCGAUGUAUGAACCAGACGAUACGAGCUUGUAGAUCUGCCAUCGACUUCUUGCCAGCACCCGCAUUUUCCCAUACAGACAGGAGGGUACAGAGUUCGUCCACAGUUACCCAUGUGGAUCAUGGGGUAUCGAUUGGUGAUCAUGGUGAUAUAGAAAAAAUCCUUCAACAAACUGCCAAUAAGAAACCAACUUGCGAUGAAAGCCAUUACAAUGUUAUCAAUAAUUUGUUUGAUCUUAAAACAGUUAUAAGACAUGAUUUAGUCAAAGAGAGACAAGAGGUGUUGGAUAAAAGGAUGCACUUUCAACCUAGAGGAGCAUGUUCUCUACAAAGAAACAUUUUCAAAGAAAAUGUAGUGCAGAACUUGGAACCCAAAUUAGGACAUGUUUCACAAUUGACAUCUAUAAAUAAAUUUCAAUGUGCUUCAAUCCUACAUGCAGGAGAAAUUCUGUUAUCCAAUGGAGGGAGUUCAGGAGAACCACCUUCAAACUCGGAAUAUGAGAAGAAAAGAGCAAAACGCGAGGAGAACCUUCUGCAAAUGAAGGCAUUUUUGGAGGAAUCACUUCCUCCAAUUUUUGAAGUAGGUCUGUCUUUCGAUGCUUAUUCACCCAACAUUGUGUUGGAGAACAAUUAUCGGGGGAAAAGGGAGAUCACUCUUGGACUUCAACACUACAAAGCUCGAGUUUGGACCCUACAGACCCUGACAGGGCUCCGAUUUAUUCACACCAGGAUGAACAUACUAAAUACCUCAUGUGACUUGGACGAGAAUUUUGUGCGAGUUCGAUGGAGGGUUCUAGGGUUGAAGCAACUGGCCGCAGCCAAACGCCUGAAUGUGUAUGGAAAGUUUUGGAAGAUUUCGAAACUCCCCGACAGAGUCCUAGAAAAAGAUGCUACGUGGUAUGAUGGCAUUUCCUUUUAUUACCUCAAUGAUGAAGGUUUAAUCAACAAACAUGUUAUCAACAGGGUGGAGGAGGACAGCAGUAAGAAACUGGUCCCCGCUUUGUCACUACGGGAGAGACUGGCAAGGAAAAUGGGGGUACUGUCAUCCAAACAGAUAUAGGGACAUCCAAACAGAUAUCGGGACAUUCUCAGUGAAAAGGAGUUUUUAGGACCUGUAACCAGCUUGUGCAUAAUACCGUCAGAAAGUGAAGGCAGUGCUAUAUUGCAUGUAUCAUCCUUUUGUGGACUUUUAUGUUUGGUUACAAUUAGUCGAAAUUUACAAUAUAGGUUCUUAAAGGGGCAUGGACUUGAUUUUGGUAAAAAAAAAAUUACAUGGAUAUUGGUAAUAUGGUAGUAUUUGAUAUAUAUAUAUGUGAAACCUAGCAAUAAACCUAUAUUUCGAAAACUGAUGCAAAGAUGUUUUUGAGAUAUCUAAAAUUAUAAAUUUUAAAACCAGGCACGGCUUAGCUAUCAACAUGAGGUCAGAGUUGACGGCUUCAAAGAAAAAACCUUUUACAAUAAAAGUGUUCAUUUCUUACUUCUUUGUGCUUAUUCCAUAUAAGUUGAUUUAGCAGUAAUCUAUGUUGAAAUGCUGAAUGCUAUUGACAUACUAUUUAGAAAUCUUGGUGUUCUCACCUCAGCACAUGGCUUAUAAGUGUUUGUGUACAGUCCUAUGAAAUAAGCACACAUUUGUCUCACUCUAGAUAUAGAUUAGCACUGUGUUUACAAACAUUGUGUAAGGAGCCAAGUUUUAUGUAAAUACACAGUGUAUCCUGUAUAAAAACAUUUUUGAUCCAUUUAUUUAUAAAAGUCUUUAUUUCUCUAUUAAAAAAACUGAAUUUCAAUCAAUUAAAAAUCAUGUCCAUGCCCCUUUAAUAUUUGAAAGAUGUACUGAAAAUUCCCCCGAGAUAGUAAGUGAAAUGUAUGGAUUUUUGACAACUUUAUUUAUUUGAAGCAUAUUUUAGUAUGCUACCAUGGCUGUACUAUAUAUUUUUUGCUAUAAUACACUUAUUUCUGAACUAGAGAUAGAGCGUUAUUAUUUUCAGUGUCACAAAGCACUAACCAUAAGUAUGUUUGUUUUCAUGAUGGAACGGCUUGCUUGGCAGUAAAAACUGAGCAAUAUAGCCAUUCUUGGAUAUCUGUUCUACCGGUAAAUUUGUAUAUUGCCUAUCAUAAUUACAACCUUAAGUAAACCGCUGAUGCAAAUGGAGCUGUAAUUUCUUACAAUAAUGUUUUCAAAAGUGCAAGUCGGUGUUGGUAUAAUACUGAUUGUGGCCGUAUACCUCAAUAAGAGUGCUCCUAAUAAUUAGCUGUCUAAUACCCCAAUAGUCUACAGGGCUUUGUUGUAGCCACCAUUAUUUACUAUAGAUUCCUAAAUAUACCUGAGGAAUUUAUUAUCGCAUAAUUUUGUGAGCAUUGUCACUGAAAUUACUUCCUUGUAUUUUUAUAUUCCUAAACCACAUGUAAAACUCCUAAUCAGCAGUGUAAGACCACUCACAAAUUCAUCUUCUCGGGAUUUGACAUCUUUGAGUUAUUUCGCAAUAUUCAGAAUCUACAGUAUGUGAUGGGCAGUGAUACAAUUUAUGACCAGAUAUACAAAGAGGAAAUCACUUCCAUAUUUUUCCUGAAGAGGAAUGACCAGCAUGUAAAAGAUUUUUUUUACCACAUGAUUCACUAAAGAAAUAUUACUGUGCCUACAAGGGAACAAGAGUCAUUGUGUACUUAAUUUAUAAUAAUUUUAUUCACAAAAAGUGAAAGGAAUUGGGCAGCAGGCAUACCCUAUUUUAGCCUUCUCCCAAUAAAUCAUUGUCAUUGUGUACAGCCUCACAGAGGACACAUUGAUUUGAUUUUUGUUUUAUUUUAAAGUUUGGACUGGAUGUAGUAUUCAGGUGAAAUCCAGGACUCGGUUGCAUGGAGGUUAAGUUUAACAAACAGUUAACAUCUCGUUAACACUAUGUAAAUGUAAGAGUUAAUGACAAGUUAACUCGUGCUAGUGAAAGUAAACUAACCUUCGUGCAACUGGAUCCUGUAUUUUCACUUUCAAAAAUGUCCCAAAUGCCGAUGAUCUUUUAGCAAUAAUAUGCGUGCAUUUUGUUAAAUUAUCAAGUAUCUUGCAGCAAAAGUUUUAUUGCAAAUAGUCGAGUAGUUUAAAAGAUCUUCACAAGUUUGGGGAUAAAUUCUCAAGGUCACUCAGAACAAGUGUGUAUUGAGGAAAUUUUUUUUAAGAUUCUACAUCUGUGUAUAAAGCGUUUCAGCACUACAAAGUGUUCAGUUUUGAAAAAUUGUAUUCAACAACUGUAAAUUUACAACAGCACAAUGAAGUGUUCAUUUUGUGCUUAAAUGAGCAUUUCACAUGACUUUAUAGGACAGAUUUUAAAAUUAUCACUAUUAUUUCAGUUUGGUCAUUAAAAGUGAGAAUAGGAAGUGAAAUCAGAUAUAAAUGUACAUAUGAUAUAUGAAUAAAUGGUAUUUUUUAAGGGGAAAUUGAUGAAUUAACGGGUUUUAGACUGACAACGUUUAUAUUCUCCGAGCUUGCACUUCUGGUAAUGUUCAAUAAUACUGAUGACAUACCUUGUGUUUCUGGUGCAUUGUGAGUUAAUAAUUAUACGACUUGUUGUUUCAUUUUAAAAGUUUUAUCAUAGAAUACAAAUCAUUGGAGUAAAUAAUAUGCUACUGGA
Ostrea edulis (European flat oyster) is the source of this 3769-nucleotide messenger RNA. RefSeq lists its product as uncharacterized. The record is from RefSeq and is a predicted model, not a curated record. The coding region runs from base 16 to 1212 and encodes 398 amino acids. Lineage: Eukaryota; Metazoa; Mollusca; Bivalvia; Ostreida; Ostreidae. The transcript is spliced from 7 exons.